Molecule: messenger RNA, 733 nt
Organism: Apus apus (common swift)
Lineage: Eukaryota; Metazoa; Chordata; Aves; Apodiformes; Apodidae
Gene: KCNE5
Product: potassium voltage-gated channel subfamily E regulatory subunit 5
Exons: 1
Coding region: 30-488 (152 amino acids)
Biological process (GO): membrane repolarization during action potential; regulation of ventricular cardiac muscle cell membrane repolarization; potassium ion export across plasma membrane
Cellular component (GO): membrane
Molecular function (GO): transmembrane transporter binding; potassium channel regulator activity; voltage-gated potassium channel activity involved in ventricular cardiac muscle cell action potential repolarization
Source: RefSeq, a predicted model, not a curated record
AUUUCUUGCAUUUCAUCCAAACUCCAGACAUGAUAACAAACCUCUCCACCACAAGUAACAGCUGGGUUGUCUCAUCAGCGCCCAAAGCUUCGCUCCGGCUCCCACUGAGACCUGAAGCGCAAAGCCCGUUCGCCAGCGUCUCCCCCCGGGCAGGGGGCGGGCAGCGGGGCCGGGCCAUGAACUGCAGCGCUGCGGGGCGGCUGCCCGCGCUGCUCAGCGCGCUGCUGCGGGAGCUGCGCCGACACGGCAACGCCAGCGCGGCCGGGGCCGCGUCGGGGCCCGGGGCUGACGCCUCGCUGUACAUCCUGCUGAUCAUGAUCUUCUACGGCUGCCUGGCCGGGGGGCUCAUCCUGGCCUACACCCGCUCGCGGAAGCUGGAGUCCAAGCACGAUCCCUACCACCUCUACAUCGAGCGGGACUGGGGCCGCGGUGGCCCGGGACAAGCGGCCGAGGAGGGCGGCUCCGCCGAGGGCCAGCGGCCGAUGUGAGCGGGUCUGGAGGGUGUCCCGGCUGCUGCCGCCCCCCCAGAGCAGCUCAGCUCUCUCCGGGCCCCGCACGGCGGACGAUGGGCAGCGGGGGCGGCUGCUGCCACGGCGGGGGCUGCUUCAGCGAGCAGGGACAGGGAAGAGAUGGUUCUGUGCAUCAGCUCGUACAGCGCUCAAGCCUUGUCUGCAGCAACGACUGUUCUUUAACUCUCUGGAUUGAUUUGUAUUGCUUUCUACAAUAAACACCU